This is a messenger RNA of Staurois parvus, 726 nucleotides long. NCBI's taxonomy places the organism in Eukaryota, Metazoa, Chordata, Amphibia, Anura, Ranidae. The record is from the annotation of a GenBank genome assembly.
GUUGGAAACUCACCCAAAUAUUUUCGCUAUGACCGGGAUACACAUAAUUUGCUACAAUGUGACCAGUGUCCACCAGGGAGUUUUGUUAAACAAGACUGCACGGUUGAGCAGAGAACAGAGUGUGCCCCUUGCCCGUCCAAUCACUACGCAGACCAGUGGAACUUUGACAAGGAAUGCCAGUUCUGCAGCACCGUGUGUAAGGAACUGCAGUACGUGAAGCAGGAGUGCAACAGCACCAGGAACCGGCAUUGUGAGUGCGCUGCAGGACAUUUCCUGGAUGUGGAGUUCUGCAUCUCCCACACGGAGUGUCCUCCUGGAUUUGGAGUGCUGCAGCAAGGGACUCCAGAGAGUGACACCGUUUGUGGUGAAUGUCCCAAAGGAAUGUUCUCAAAUGUAACAUCUGCCACAGCUCCAUGUAAGAAACAAACCAACUGCAAGAACCUUAGACUCAAAGUGGCUCAUAAAGGAAGCUCUACGGAGGACACCGUGUGUGCAGAGGAAUCGAGAUUCUGUGAGACAGAUAUUAGUCUUUGUGAAGAAGCCUUGUUUCGGUUACCUAAGGCAGCAGCCAACUGGUCGGAUUUACUCAUUCAGAAAUUACCACCAACAGCACUGAUGUUACAGCAAAUAGAGGCAAUUAAACAGAGCUAUGACCCCAAGGAUCAGCCAUUCUAUUUGUUUAAGCUGUACAAGAGUCAAAUCAAAGGGGACAAUUCUUUCAGAAAU